AUGAAGCGAACCAGGAUUAUUCCCAUUUUGCUAACAUUGUGUCACACGUUAACGUUGGUACAAUGCGAAGAGUACCGCUGUAUAUGGUACGGAGGCUGCGGUCUAGCGCCUAAUGGUGUAGAUCGUACGUGUCUGUCAAACGAUCCACCUAAGCUGAUCAACAACAAAACAGCCGAGAUGAUCCUUCGUGAGAAGUGUCCGCAAUAUUUCGAAGGCAUAGACUCCAGUGCACCGAAACUAUGCUGCGAUGUUGAUAAUAUCAAAACAUUGGCCGAAAAAUUAUCCAUGGCGGAGAAUAUUUUCGGCAGAUGUCCAACGUGCAUUAAGAACGUCUACAAGUUAAUAUGCGAUUUAAGCUGCAGCCCUGAACAAAGUAGAUUUUUAAAUGUUACAAAAACCGCUUUCAACGAGGAGGGCAAAGAGUACGUCGAAGAACUUGAAGUUUACAUUGCAGAGGAAUACAUGACUGAUGCUUAUGACUCUUGCAAGUAUGUCGUUUAUCCGCAAACUGGAAAUUUAGCUAUGGACUUGGCUUGUGGAGUUCACGGCGCCAGUAGAUGCACGGCAAAAUUGUGGUACGAGUAUCAAGGUGAUCCGGAUGUGAACAAUUUCAUAAGUUUCCGAAUGAAGUUCGUAACGGAUAAGCCCUAUUGGAACCAGUCGGUGAUAACGUGCGACCAAAUGUACGAUGGUUUAUCAGCGUGCAGUUGCGUCGACUGUCCAUCGGCCUGUCCUCUUAUGAGAUUAGAAACAAAAAGCAUUGGGCUAGGAAUUAUUAUUGUCGUAAUGAUAUUUCUAAUCGUUUUGUUCAUCGCGUCAACUAUAAUUGUGUGUGUAUUGGUAAUAAACAGAAGAAAACGAAGAUCUUGUUCAGAUAAAACGCCGUUGGAGAGCGCGGAGGAAGAAAUUGAAAGUGAAAACGGGAAGCAAGGAAUCGAUUGCAAAAUGUUCCGCGAGAUGUUCCAAGCGUUCUUUGCUGUUUGGGGCAAAGCGUUCGCGACACGUCCAACCGUCGUAUUGUUCACGUGUUCAUAUGUAAUAUUGGGAUUAAGCUAUGGAAUCACGUUUCUUUCCGUAAUAAGCAACCCUAUAGAAAUUUGGGCAGCGCCUACCAGCAGAGCUAGAAUCGAGAAGGAUUAUUUCGAUUCUCAUUUUCAACCGUUCUACAGAACGGAGCAGAUUUAUAUCAAAGCCGUGGGACUCGAUAAGGUGACGCAUGAAACAUCGAGUGGAACCCUCGAAUUCGGACCUGUGUUCAACAGAGAAUUCUUACUGGCUGUAUACGAUCUUCAAAGUAAAGUAGUACAACUCGGACAAGAGGACGGAGAGGGUUUGGAACGCAUCUGUUACGCUCCCGUACAAAACGAUUUCAGCGGGCCAGUUACUUUGGACCUUUGUACCGUGCAAAGUGUAUGGGGUUAUUUCUUGAACAAUGUCACUCAGUUCAACCAGACAGACACAACGGGUCAAUACGAGGUCAACUAUUUGGAUCAUUUGUACAAGUGUGCACAAAACCCGUAUAAUCCCGAGUGUCUGGCGCCGUACAAGGGACCAGUUUUCCCCGCGUUAGCAUACGGAGGAUUUCUUAAGGAGAAUGAGUUCAACUACGACUCGAAGGAUUAUAUCAAAGGAACCGGGAUAAUCUUAUCCUUUCUGGUUAAAAACUCGCUAAACGAGACUGUGCUUGAAUCGGCCCGCAAAUGGGAGCAACGAUUCCUCGACUUCAUGAAAGAAUGGGUCCGAAAGGAGAGGCCGGAAUUCAUGGACGUCGCUUACGUCACGGAGAAAUCGAUUCAGGACGAGCUGGAACGGUCGUCAAAAGCAGAAAUCAUUACUGUAAUCUUCAGUUACGCCUUGAUGUUUAUAUACGUCGGGUUUGCCCUGAGCAAGGUCAAAUGUUCGAGGCAUUUCAUACAAGAAUAUUUUGCAAACAGCAAGAUAAUGCUGAGCACAGGUGGUGUUAUCAUAGUAAUAACAUCGGUAGCUUGUUCUCUUGGUGUGUUUGGUUACAUAGGAGUACCAACGACACUUCUCACAAUCGAGGUAAUUCCAUUUUUAGUAUUAGCCGUGGGCGUGGACAAUAUUUUCAUUUUAAUUCACACGCAUGAAAGAAAGCCGAAGCUUCCCAACGAAACGAUACCUGAACACAUAGGGAGAAUUCUGGCGGAUGUCGGUCCGUCGAUGUUGCUCACCAGUAUGUCGGAAUGCUUAUGUUUCCUGAUCGGAACACUGUCGGUAAUGCCAGCGGUGAACACUUUCGCGCUCUACGCAUCCAUGUCUAUCUUACUGAAUUUUCUUUUGCAAAUAACCGCCUUCAUUGCCCUUCUAUCGUUGGACGAGCAAAGAUUCCAGAACAAACUGCUGGACGUAUUUUGUUGCGUGAAAACAAAGACAGAGCAUUUUGCAACCGGAGAAAAUUAUAGUUCGAUGCACACCCUGUUUAAACGUUUCUAUACGCCCUUUCUUAUGAAAACUCCCGUCAGAAUAAUCGUGAUAAUCGUAUUCCUCGGUGUUCUGAUUACACAUAUUGCUCUAUUGCCAAAAAUUGGUAUCGGUUUGGAUCAAAAACUCUCGAUGCCCGCAGAUUCUUACGUUUUGAAGUACUUUCAGUUUAUGGAAGAUCUUUUAUCGAUGGGACCACCGGUUUACUUCGUGGUAACUCCUGGCCUCGAUUACAGCAACAGAACGGUUCAAAAUGCAAUUUGCGGCAGUCAAGGGUGUAACACCGACUCUUUGUACACGCAAAUUUACUCGGCAGCCAAGCAGCCGUCUGUGUCCUAUUUGUCGAAAGGAGCUUCAUCUUGGAUAGACGACUACAUGGACUGGUCGAAGAUCACCGGUUGCUGCAAAUACUUUGCAAACAAUCAAACCUUUUGUCCGCACAUAAACAGGGACUGCCUUCCUUGCAACAUUACCAUAGAGGAAUCUCGUCCAAAUGCGUACGGUUUUCAAAAGUACAUACCGUACUUCGUGCAAGAUAUUCCAGAUCCAACUUGUUCAAAAGCUGGUCGAUCUUCGUAUCUCGAUGCAUUGAAUUACUACACCGACAUAACCGGCCUAAACUCUGUUAAAGACAGUUAUUUCAUGGGGUACCACACUCCGCUGAAAAAAUCAUCGGAUUGGUACGAAUCUCUAAGAUCUGCGAGAAUAGUGGCCGAAAAUAUUACAACUAUGAUAAAUAAUCAAAGUUUGUCCGAUAAACAGAUAACCGUGUUCCCAUACAGCGUAUCCUAUGUAUUCUACGAGCAGUAUCUUACCAUCUGGAAAGAAACCGUAUCGUCGUUGGGCUAUUCUCUUUGCGUCAUCUUUGUGGUGACUACCCUUUUGACAGGGCUGUCGUUAUUCUCAGCAAUAAUGGUAUUAACAACGGUACUGAUGAUCGUUAUAAACAUAGGAGGCCUUAUGUAUUGGUGGAGUAUCGAAUUGAACGCAGUCUCUCUUGUUAACUUAGUUAUGGCUACUGGUAUAUCCGUGGAGUUUUGUAGUCAUAUAAUAAAUUCGUAUUUACAUUCCAAAAAAUACACGAGAAUUGAUCGCGUGUCUGAUACGCUUAACCAAAUGGGAAGUUCGGUCUUCUCCGGAAUCACCUUGACAAAAAUUAUAGGAAUAGUGGUACUGGGAUUUUCGAAAACCCAAAUCUUCCAAGUAUUUUACUUCAGAAUGUAUUUGGGUAUCGUACUUUUCGGCGCUACGCAUGGUCUGAUAUUUUUACCGGUAUUAUUAAGUUGCAUAGGUCCGUCAAGGCCGCAAACGAAAUCUGUCAAACUAUCGAAUGGAAAACAUUAAAACCUAAUCUCAUUCACCACUGACAAAACAAAUUAAUCUAACUAUUUCACUCUAUAAUUUAUUUGCUCGCUUUAAUUGCGCGACCACGCGAAAACUAUUUACACCAUUUGAC
Molecule: messenger RNA, 3898 nt
Organism: Habropoda laboriosa
Lineage: Eukaryota; Metazoa; Arthropoda; Insecta; Hymenoptera; Apidae
Product: Niemann-Pick C1 protein-like
Exons: 23
Coding region: 1-3786 (1261 amino acids)
Cellular component (GO): membrane
Molecular function (GO): lipid carrier activity
Source: RefSeq, a predicted model, not a curated record